Molecule: messenger RNA, 6732 nt
Organism: Trichosurus vulpecula (common brushtail)
Lineage: Eukaryota; Metazoa; Chordata; Mammalia; Diprotodontia; Phalangeridae
Gene: AGPAT3
Product: 1-acylglycerol-3-phosphate O-acyltransferase 3
Exons: 10
Coding region: 193-1323 (376 amino acids)
Cellular component (GO): endomembrane system; endoplasmic reticulum
Molecular function (GO): 1-acylglycerol-3-phosphate O-acyltransferase activity
Source: RefSeq, a predicted model, not a curated record
GGAGCUGGAGCUGACGCGUCGCGGAGGAGGAGCCGAGGCGCGGGACCAGACGCCCGGGGCGGAUCGUCGGCGGCCGCUGCAGGCCUCUAAGAUUGGAAAACGUAAGGAGUGUCACUGUUGACCAUACUAAAUUUUGUGCCUUGGACAUCCGUGCUAAGUGAAGGACCCUGUACCCACUACUAAGUGAUUACCAUGGGCCUACUUGCAUUUCUGAAGACUCAGUUUGUUGUACAUCUGCUCAUUGGGUUUGUCUUUGUUGUAAGCGGGCUUAUCAUUAACUUCAUCCAGCUGCUCACCCUUGUCCUCUGGCCUAUCAACAAGCAGUUUUACCGAAGAGUAAAUUGUCGCCUUUCCUACUCACUAUGGAGCCAGUUAGUCAUGCUUCUGGAAUGGUGGUCAGGCACAGAAUGUACUUUAUUCACAGAUCAGGCAACAGUGGACAAGUUUGGAAAAGAGCAUGUGGUCAUCAUCCUUAAUCACAACUUUGAAAUUGACUUCCUCUGUGGCUGGACCAUGUGUGAACGAUUUGGUGUGUUGGGGAGCUCUAAAGUCCUGGCUAAGAAAGAACUGCUUUAUGUGCCCCUUAUUGGCUGGACGUGGUACUUUCUAGAGAUUGUAUUCUGCAAAAGAAAGUGGGAAGAAGACAGGGAUACUGUUAUUGAAGGAUUAAAACGUUUGGCUGACUAUCCUGAGUACAUGUGGUUUCUCUUGUAUUGUGAAGGAACUCGAUUUACAGAGACAAAGCAUCGGAUUAGUAUGGAAGUGGCUGAAUCUAAGGGAUUACCCAAACUCAAAUACCAUUUGUUGCCCAGAACCAAAGGCUUCACCACUGCAGUCCAGUGUCUCAGGGGAACAGUUGCAGCAGUCUAUGAUGUAACACUCAAUUUCAGAGGAAACAAGAAUCCAUCAUUACUAGGGAUCCUUUAUGGAAAGAAGUAUGAAGCAGAUAUGUGCGUGAGGAGAUUUCCUCUGGAAGAUAUCCCACAGGAUGAAAAGGAAGCAGCAAAAUGGCUUCAUAAACUUUAUCAGGAGAAGGAUGCUUUACAAGAGAUAUACAAACAGAAAGGUGUGUUUCCAGGGGAGCAGAUUAAACCCACCAGAAGACCAUGGACUGUCCUGAAUUUCCUCGUAUGGGCAACUAUUCUUCUGUCUCCUCUCUUCAGUUUUGCAUUUGGUGUUUUUGCAAGUGGAUCACCCCUUCUGAUACUUACAUUCUUAGGAUUUAUUGGAGCAGCUUCCUUUGGAGUCCGUAGACUGAUAGGAGUAACUGAAAUAGAGAAAGGUUCUAGCUACGGAAACCAAGAAUUCAAGAAAAAGGAAUAAUUAAUCGCUACAGAUUGAACAUGUGUAACCAGAUGGUGUGGUAUCAAAUUAACUUAAUUAAAAACAAAACAACAGAAAAAAAAACACUUAGAAACUAUCUUUUUUCUUAUUAACUGGUGACUAAUAUUAAUAAAUAAAACUUGAGCCAAGAGUAAAGAAAUUGCAAAGAUUGACAGAAGAAGAACAUCAACUUUCUACCUGUGUUCACAGUGUAAGGAUCUCAGUGUAAUUCAAACUCUGGAAGAAAAUCUGGGCUUAAAAAACUGGUAAUAUUUUGCUUUGUUGAUGGGAAAGGGUGACGUCGGGGGAUUUGAAUUCUCCAAAUGACCGAUCUCUCAAAUAUGUGUUUUUUUUUAACAAGCCUGUGCUUACAGGAGAAAGUUUGUUGGAUGCUUUCUCAGCUAAUGUAAUUCUUUAAAGAAAAAAGAAAGAAAGGGCUGGGGGUGGGGGUUGGGCGGCAGCAUCCCAGCAAGUUUUCCUGCUCUCUAUUCCUCCUUCGAUACUCAACAAGCUUUUCCCCAGAGGGGGAAAAAAAGUACUUCUUUAAAUGAAUUAACAGCUAUCCCUCUAGUGGCGUUUUGAAUAAAGGGUCUUGGGAACAGAGUACCCGGCCUCUUCUGCUCUGAUUUUCAGGCAGUACUUGGUAGCUUCUAUACUAUGGAAGGCACCUAUGAAGAAAUAUCUCUCCUAAUCAUAAGCACAUAUUGAUGGAUUGAAAUGGAGUAGAAUCUUUCUUUCCACUUGUCUUAGUUUAAUGCCUUUAUUUUCUAGAGCUAAUGUUUGCCCCAUUUUCUAAGUGCAGAAAUGCAUUUUCUAAAUACUUAUGCCAUAGAUAAUGGUGUUUUUGAAGCAAGGUGACCUUGGGAACUAUAUCUAUAAAAUUAUUUACUCAGUAGUUUUGCAGCCCUUUUUCCCCAUUUCUCUGUUACUACUAGAAUCCCCCUUUUCUCUACCGUUGUAUCCAGUAGUAGCUACAUCGCAUGGAUUUCCUUUAUCAAUCAGCCAGCAUCAAAAAGCACCUUAUUUACUUUUCCUAUAUGUUGUGAAGUCUAAGGAAUAGCACAUCUCCAGAGAUUUUCUAUUACGUGCAAUGGAGGCAUUCUUUGUUCCUUUGAUCAAAUCUGUAGGAUGCCCUUUCAGUAGUUGGGUCACCGCUGAACCCUUUCUGUCAGAGGAAGAUGGAGAUACUAAAGACUGGUUUGGUUUUUUCCCCAAGGUUUUUGCUUUUAACAUAUGUAACAAAUGAAAAUGUAUAUGAAUUUUGAUUUAUUGCUGAAAAUAGAAGGCAAAGAAUUUGGUUUUUAAAAUUUAUUCUUUCGCUUCAUCCAUGCCCCAAACAGGUAAGACCUGUUAUGUUCCUGAAGGCAGCCCCUCGUUGUAUUUAGGUAGGGUAGUUAUUAACACACUAUGAGUGAACAGAUGCAAAUUGCUUUGUAGCAUUGAAGAAAUUGUGUCUAAACCCAAGUUAAACCUUUAUCUCAGCUGCAUAAAAAUUGGAAUCCUUUAUGUUCUAAUUGGGUUUGAAGGAUAAUAGUGAAACAUUUUACUUUUUUCUGUAAAAUCCCAAGUCAUAUUUCAAAGCAUUUACUUUAACUUGUGGCAUUAGGUAAAGAUUUUAGGUCUCUGGGUAAACUGUUCCUCAUUGGAGUUGCUGAUUUUACCACCCAGCCCAUGGAGGUGGCAGGAGAGAGAUUAUCUCAGAAUAAGUGUGUCUCACUCUUCCAGCUAAUCCAUUCCUCCCCAGCUGAGCACUGUGUUACCAGUCUUUCCUUUCUUCAUCAUUCCUCUCAUAAUUUCUAGUCACCUUUUCAGUUCCAAUGUAGAUAUUGUUAACAUUCUCUGUCACCUUCUAAGAAAAAAAAAGGUGUUUGUUUUGAUAUCUUCAAACCAGAAUUCAAAAUGGAUUGAAUUUUCUGGGAAAGCAGAAGGUAGAGGGAGGGGGAAAAUUAAAGCAAACUGAUCAAAACAAUUAUGUAUUGGCCAAUGCUGUGUGUUAGAAAGAUGUUAGUGAGGUCAUAUAUUUUCUUUAUGAAGAAGAUAUUAAACCUAUUUAUAUUUUCUUGGUAACUUCAAUGGAAGGAGGCAGGUGUAGUAAAGGUUGCUUACGAACUACGUUUUAAUCUUAUUCACAAGCUGGGGGUUUUUUGGAACAAAUUUUUUGUUGAGGUGAAGGGGGAAAAAUGAACUCUUUUUCUUCUGUGUUCCACUACCUUAGUCUAUUUCUCUCUUAUUUUUCCUCCCAACUAAACUGGCAAUAUAGUACUGUGAAUAAAUAGAGACUAUUUUUAAUUUUUUAGAUCUUCUUUUCAUGAUACACUGUUUCUGUGUGAAUGUAUUUAAGAUCUUUAUAUUAUCAUUUGCUAAUUUUACCCUUCUAAAUAGUCAUAUCUGGAAAGUUUUAAAGAAAGAGAUAAGAUUAAAAAGUACAACCAUGCAGAAUUUAUUACACGAGGGAAAAAGCAACAUGGUAUAUUUUCUAUUUAAUUGACAUUUCUUAUUUCCCAGAUAGAUGUUUUUUCCCUUUUACAUUAAAAUGCUAUGUGUAAAUUGACAAUGAUUCAGUAAAUGAAUAAUGAAGAUUAGGAGCUUGGAUUGACAACUGAAACAAUGGGCAUAGAUUUUUAUAUCUUAGACUAUUCUUAUUUAAUAAAACAUGGCUUGUAUAUUGGACUACCAAGCCCUCUAAAAGCAAUAAUAAACAAUAUCACGAACUAUUUUUUUUAGUCUUUACUUUUCAUCCAUGGGUUUUCAGGGUUUAUUUUGCAUAGUUUUAAAAUAAAAUUAAUCAUUGUUAGGACAAUGAGGCAGCUCCAAUAUCCUACUUCUUUCCUUCUCCUGAUUUCUUUAUAUUUCUACUCCUAAAACUUCAGUGAUUAUUGAUUGUGUUUAUAUGAAGAUUUGGUCUUUACCUGUGUGUCUAGAACAAAGGUCCUUAACCUAGGGCCCACGAGCCUGUUUAAAAAAAAUUGAUUACUGUAUUUCAAUAUGAUUAGUUUUCCUUUGUAAUCUUUUAUUUUAUACACAAAAACAUUAUUCUGAGAAGAGGUCCAUGACAUAAAAAUGGUAAGAACCCCUAGUGUACAGGAGGGCUUCUCCAGAGUUUCCACAGUUUUGUGCUCACAGUUUCAGGCAAGAAUCAGGACUUGAAUCUGAAAACUCUCUGAGCUGCCUCUCUGAUGAUCAGAGCACAAACACAUCUCUGAGGAUCAGUGGCCUGUAUCAUCUUCUAUGGCCAAACUAGGCACCUGGCUAAUUAGAGGACAAAAACAAAGAGCUCUGCAAUUAGGAUACUCGACUGGUAUCCUAGAGUUUAUUGAAUAGUUGAUGUUUGUACAUCGUUUAGUCACUGUGGCUCGCACGUGUGCCAGCUCAGAGAACGCAGGUCUAGCCUGUCCUUUGUUUUUCUCUAGCUCAUCUCAGAGGCUUCCUGUUACCUUUGCUCCAGUUCUCUCUCCCUGCCUGACUUCCACAAGGUCACAGUUACACAGUGUUAUCACCAGAGAUAUUGUCUUGCCCAAACCCUUUAACAGGUGAGGAAACUAAGACCCAAGAAAGUGAAAUGCCCACCCACAGCCACACAGCGAGUAAGUUAACACAGCCAGAUUCAAAACCUGGUUUUCCCAAGUCUCAGCCCAGUGUUUUUCUCACUAUACCAUGUUGAAGUAUAUGGACAUUAUUCUUUACACAGUGGUGCCAUAAGGUCAUUGUGUGCUCAGUUUGCUGGUGGUAGUGUUUGAAGACCAUUCCAUUUGGAUUUACCUCAGCUGGAUUUCAGGAGCUUUCCAAGUUACCUGUUAUAACAAUAUGCUUUUGUUGUUGGUACUACAGACAUCUGCAAAUUUUGUCUGAAUUCUUUGGACAAUUCUUUUUGUUGUUGCUACAUGUAGCAAGAACUGGAGGCAGUAUAGAUGAAUGAAGAAAUUUUGUGGCAAUGUAGCUUAGCUGUUACAGAAAGAGGAAUGUUUCCAUAGGAAAGCAUUGUCAUGAGGUUGAGAAUGCUAUCUUUUUAAGCCUCUCUUUUCCUGAGAGAUAACCUUGAGAAAGGCUCAAAACAAAGCCAAAUGUCUUCAGUUUGCAAUGUUAGUAAAAAAUUAGACUAUCAGUUAUGUAUUUAACGAGAGCUUCCCUGCUUUGUGCCAGGCAGUAUUUUAGGUGCUUGAGGAGAUAAAAAGAAAUAUGUAUAAGAUGUGGUCAUUUCCCUUAAAAUACUUGUAAUCUAGUUGGGAAGAUGUGGCACAAAUACAUGAAAAGUUAAAUAACAGUACCAAAGUAUAAGAGAGGUUACAAGUCUAUUACUGCCAACUAGAUUGAGGAAUUGGCAAGCUAAGAACUUUUUUUUAAAUACUCUUUCAUGUUUCCAGUUGAGACAGGUCAAAAUUUAUCCUCUCCAACCCAGCUUAGAUUCAUAAACCUGUCCAGCUUGAUGUAUAAAUCCACUCUAUGGAUUUCCAAAAAUAGCUAAAGCAUUUUUGGGGGAAGGUUUUCUCUGGUAGGUACCAACUAGUAUUGAAGAGAGUGUGUGAAGUUAUGUCUAAAUAUUGCCAUGUGAACUAAACCUUGGCUUGAAGGCUCUUAGGAAGAGGUAUUAAGCAUUUUCCAUUCCCUUCUUUCCCCUUUCUCACAGUGGCAAAUAUUUGGGUCUAUUGCAUGCCUCUUCUCCAGUAACAUCUCAUACAAAUCAUCCCUCAGGUUAUGACAUUUCAGACUUAGAACAGGGCAUAAUGUGGAAUUCCUCAGCCCUGUGACACAUGACUUCUAAUUUUAGGCAGAUUAUACCAUGAGACAGAAGUCACAAUUUCAUCUGUUAAAAUUGUCAUAAUGGGCUCAAAAGGGUGGUAAUAUAUACAAUUUUUGUUCCUGAAGCCCUGUGCUAGGAGAUUCUCGAUAAUUAUACAUUUGUAAGAUUAUACUUUUUAUUUUUAAAAAAUUUUCACAACUAUAAACUUGGAUUUUUUUGGAAAGAAGAUUGGAAAUAAUUAAGUAGAUCACUUUUUUUCUGCAUAAUUUGGAAGGAGAAAUGGUAUGAUUCUUACCAGGUGCUCAGGUAGUGGGAAGAAAAUAUUGAACACUUUGGAGUUGAGGCCUAAAGGGUAAUGAAAGUCAAUUAGGAAUUGGAACAGGAUAAAACAGACACCUCCCAAGUAAAGUUUAUGUUCUUCAGUCUUGUAAAGGUCUAUUCCACUCAGAUUUUGUUUUGUUUUUGACAUAUCUGACUUAUUAAUUUCUUUGUUUUUGCAGAAAGAUUUGUUUAAUCGGUAGGUUAAUUAUGAAUGUGGUAUUGAAAUGCACUAAAUUGUAUUAAACCGACCUCGGAUCAGUUAUUGCCAUGGAGAAAUGUCACUGAUCCUUACAGUACUUUUAGCAUCUCAAAAUUAUAAGUUGUGACAAUCAAAUGUUGCUUGCCUAAGU